GUUCGUCACUUAUCCCAAAAUAGAAAGUUCCAACAAUCAAACAGCUUUGUCCAGAAGCGCGCCAUUCUCUUCCUUAUCCUCCACCUUUGCCUUUGUAAUUAUUACUUCAUCAUAUGCUUAACCAAAUCUUCACUCUAAAGUCGGCGUCACCCUAUCGGCAUCUUUAUCUCUUCCCGGAUCUCAAUGCUUCCCAGAAAUCAAUUUCCCUGGUAUAUUAAUUACUCUCCCAUGCCUCUCCCUGUUCAAAUUCUGUAAUUGUGGCCUUUCUGUUUUCUCUAGGAUUUCUUUUUUGGGUUUGUUCUUUGUUUCGGUCGGUGUUGAGAGUUUUGGGUUCUCAUUUGGAAACCCAUUUGGCUGUUGAUUUUUUUUAUUGUGGUGCUGGUUGGGGGAUUUGAGGUGGAAAUUUGUGCUUUUUCUUUUGGGUUUAAGCACCGUUGGAAUUUGGAGGGAUGGGUUGUUUUUUUUAAUCAAGUUUUUCUGGAUGAGGUGUGUGGAGCUUGAGGGUUUCAAUGGUUAUUGGGAUUUUGGGGCUCUGAUCCGGAACCUAUUGGGUUGUUGACUUGUGCGAGCUGGUCCUGGUUGGAAGUUUGAGGAUUUGUGAUUAGAAGUAUGUGCUUUGUCAUUUGGUUCAGGAUCAACAGCUUUCCUUAACACGACCUGUCUUCUGCAAAAGUCAGCUUUUUCUUCUUAAAUCUUUAGGUAAUUUUUGAAAUUAGGUUGUUAGUUUUCUGUCUGUAUCGUAGUUUCUUAGAACUGCAAUAGAUUUUUCUUUUUUUGCUAUUUUUCUUCAGCUUUGUGCAUUAAGCAGAUUGAGCUGUCACAUAACCGAUCAUUUAAACAAACACCUGUUAUAUUAACCAAGAUAUGGAUAUUAGUAAUGAGGCCAGUGUUGAUCCUUUUUCAAUUGGACCUUCAACCAUCAUUGGUCGAACAAUAGCUUUCAGAAUUUUAUUCUGCAAGUCAAUGUCACAUUUGAGGCAUCAAAUACUUCAUGUGUUUUUGGAUCUAAUGUAUAGAUUUAGGGACUUUAUGGCACCCAUGGUAGCAUGGUUACACCCCCGAAACCCUCAAGGAAUAUUGGCAAUGGUGACAAUAAUCGCCUUUUUAUUGAAACGAUAUACGAAUGUAAAACAGAGGGCUGAAAUGGCUUAUCGGAGGAAUUUUUGGAGAAAUAUGAUGAGAACUGCAUUGACCUAUGAGGAAUGGGCUCAUGCUGCGAAGAUGCUAGAUAAAGAGACCCCAAAAAUGAAUGAAUCGGACCUGUAUGAUGAAGAACUUGUGAGGAACAAGAUUCAAGAACUCAGCCAUCGCCGCCAAGAGAGAUCUCUGAGGGAUAUUAUUUUUUGCAUGCGAGCUGAUCUUGUCAGAAAUCUCGGUAAUAUGUGCAAUCCUGAACUUCACAAGGGUAGGCUUCACGUGCCCAAGCUCAUAAAGGCGUACAUAGAUGAGGUCUCAUAUCAGUUGAGAAUGGUUUGUGAUUCAGAUUCAGAAGAGCUAUCAUUAGAAGAGAAGCUUGCUUUCAUGCAUGAAACGAGACAUGCCUUUGGGAGGACAGCUUUGCUUUUGAGUGGGGGUGCUUCCCUUGGAUCUUUUCAUAUUGGUGUGGUUAGAACACUGGUUGAGCAUAAGCUUUUGCCCAGAAUAAUUGCUGGCUCUAGUGUAGGAUCUAUUAUGUGUGCUGUGGUUGCCACUAGGUCUUGGCCUGAGCUGCAAAGUUUUUUUGAAGAUUCUUUGCACUCUUUGCAGUUUUUUGAUCAGAUGGGUGGGAUUUUUACUGUAGUAAAGAGGGUCAUGACACAAGGGGCUGUUCACGAGAUCAGGCAGUUGCAAGUGAUGUUGAGGGGUCUAACAAGUAACCUUACAUUUCAAGAAGCUUAUGAUAUGACAGGUCGAAUUCUUGGGAUAACGGUUUGCUCACCAAGGAAGCAUGAGCCACCUAGAUGCCUUAACUACUUGACUUCACCUCAUGUUGUUAUAUGGAGUGCAGUGACUGCUUCUUGUGCGUUCCCUGGCCUCUUCGAGGCUCAGGAGCUGAUGGCAAAGGAUAGAAGUGGAGAGAUCGUUCCUUAUCAUCCACCAUUUAAUUUGGAUCCCGAGGAGGGCUCUGGUACUCAUGUGCGUCGGUGGAGAGAUGGAAGCCUGGAGAUUGAUUUACCUAUGAUGCAAUUGAAAGAACUGUUCAAUGUGAAUCAUUUUAUCGUCAGUCAGGCAAAUCCUCAUAUAGCACCAUUGUUGAGGAUGAAGGAAUUUGUGAGAGCUUAUGGAGGCAACUUCGCUGCCAAGCUUGCUCAUCUUGUUGAGAUGGAGGUGAAACAUAGAUGCAACCAGAUACUGGAACUUGGUUUCCCUUUAGGGGGUAUUGCCCAGUUGUUUGCUCAAGAUUGGGAGGGUGAUGUCACAGUUGUUAUGCCUGCCACACUUGCUCAGUACUCAAAAAUUAUACAAAACAUAUCAUAUGUGGAGCUUCAAAAGGCAGCAAACCAAGGGAGAAGGUGCACUUGGGAGAAGCUCUCGGCCAUAAAAGCAAACUGUGGGAUCGAGCUUGCUCUUGAUGAGUGUGUUGCAAUUCUCAACCACAUGCGUAGACUCAAAAGGAGUGCUGAGAGAGCUGCUGCUUCUUCUCAUGGCCUAGCCAGCACGGUGAAAUUCAGUGCUUCCAGACGAAUUCCUUCUUGGAAUUGCAUUGCGCGAGAGAAUUCCACAGGCUCCCUUGAAGACCUCCUUGCCGAUGUUUCUUCCUCAUACCAUCAAGGAGUUGGUGGAUCCACGGCUAAAAAUUUGCGAACCCACCGUAACUUGCACGAUGGAAGUGACAGUGAGUCUGAAAAUGUGGAUUUAAAUUCUUGGACAAGAUCUGGCGGGCCCUUGAUGAGAACUACUUCAGCUGAAAAGUUUAUUCACUUCGUCCAAAAUUUGGAUGUCGAUGCGGAACUAAACAGAGGCUUAAUGGCCAAUCCUAACUCAAUUACUCUUCAAAUAGUCGGCAACAAUCAAUAUUAUCAUAGCCCAAUGGUGACAACACCAGAUAGAAGCUCAGAAAGCACAGACUUUGAUCAGAGGGAUCUUGGCCCUAGAAUUUCCACUAAUGGUUCCAGCAUAAUUGUGACUGAAGGUGAUCUUUUGCAGCCUGAAAGGACCCAUAAUGGGAUUGUGUUUAAUGUUGUAAAGAAAGAAGAUUUAACAGCGUCAACUAGGAGUCAGGAUGCGGAAAGUUACAGCAGUGACAUUCCUGAAUGUGUGCAACUCGACAGUCUUGAGAAGGAGAAUGAUGCUAGCUCUGCAUCUGAAUAUGGUGAUGACAUUGUUGCCACAACAAACAGUCUAAAUGUUCCAGAUUCUACUUCUGGGGAUCAUUAUGGCAUAGAUGAUGGCAGCAGUCCACAUGUUCUCGAUGGUUGAUUUUGACAACCAUUAUGAUAAUAGUUGUGCUGUUGGUGUUGUUUUAUCAGGGAUGCUAAUUAGACACCAUUUCUUUCACAAAUCCGGAUAAAAUACUGUUUAUAUUGCACUUAAAACUAGUGUCACAUGAUGAUAUUCUGAUCAUAGGAAUGGGAUGAACUGAAUCUCAUAUAGCUGAGAGAAGAACUGUGAAGUUUUUGAUUUCUCUAUAAUUAUACCUAAUUUGAAAUGCUUGGUUUUUAGUGCUUA
Messenger RNA from Alnus glutinosa, 3648 nucleotides. Its product is annotated as triacylglycerol lipase SDP1-like. The transcript is spliced from 3 exons. The record is from RefSeq and is a predicted model, not a curated record. Gene Ontology annotation, molecular function: triacylglycerol lipase activity. Bases 865 to 3399 code for a protein of 844 amino acids. Gene Ontology annotation, biological process: lipid metabolic process. NCBI's taxonomy places the organism in Eukaryota, Viridiplantae, Streptophyta, Magnoliopsida, Fagales, Betulaceae.